GACACUACGACACUCCAGGUCGCGAACUCCACACGCACAACUUGGGCGCUUUAUGAACAUUGCGAGAUUUCUGUCACUUUCUGCACAUCAAUUUGAGUGAAACGGUGCAAGAUUAAGGCCACAGCCGCCAUCCAGCUCGGCGGCCCCUCAAACUCACGGCAACGGCUUUGCUGACUCGCGCUCGACCGGGUUGUCGUGAUCGCGAAGGCCAUCACCGCCGCCAGCCGUUCGCAAAGCGCAAAGUGUGAAAGUAUGGCCUCUUUCAAGGCAGCGCUGAUUGUGGUGGACAUGCAAGAGGACUUCUGCGAGCCAAACGGCUCACUUGCAGUCAAAGGGGGCAGAGAGGUCGCGUCUGUCGUCAACGAUCUGCUGGAUUGGCCCGGUUUCGUGAUCAAGGUGGGCACGAAGGACUAUCAUCCUCAGGAGCACAUUUCCUUUGCAUCAAAUCACCCAGGCACUCAGCCGUUCACGUCGUCACAUACCAUUACCAGCCCGGAGAAUGCGUCGGAAUCGCAAACUACGCUGCUCUGGCCGGAUCAUUGCGUCCAAGGCACAUCGGGCGCGGAAUUCAUCCCAGAGUUGCACAAGCACAAGCUGUCGGAUGUCAUCAGCAAAGGUGAAGAUCCACGCGUGGAAUCCUACUCUGGAUUUGGUCCUCCAUUUCGAAGUCCGAGGGUCAGUAUGAGCAACCUCGAUGCCACGUUGAAGAAUGCAGGCACCACCCACGUGUUCGUGGUUGGUCUGGCCCAUGAUUUUUGCGUCAAGUCUACAGCAAUUGACGCCGUCGAGCAUGGUUAUGAAGUCUUCGUAAUUGAGGAAGGUACAAAAGCUGUUAUGCAAGACGAGAUGAGCCUGUCCAAGACUCGCACUGAACUGCGAGAGGCGGGAGUUCAAUCCAUCUCUCUCGAUGCGCAGGUCCUGAAGAACCUCAGCGCUGCCUGAAAGCAACGCACCAGACGCCACCAAAUACUGCAGUAUUCCGCUUGCCUUUGGCCACCGGGCAGCGAAGCAAUAGUCGCGUCACAUUGCAACUUUCAUCCGGAAUUGCUGCAAAAGCUUGCAGAGUCGAUUGAUUCUUUUGCCGCUGCAGGAGAGCGGGUCGCGGCUAUGAGUCAGCAGGCCUGUCAUACUACAGCAGCGUAUUCCUUCUAUCAACAACGCCCUUGCGUUUAGGCACACGCGCCGGAAAUUGCUGGCUGGGUGCAUCUGACGUAUUUGCCCUGCGCCAGGCUCUCGGCUCACCGUCUUACGCAAGCCCUCACUCUUCACAUUGGCAGACGCAUAUGUCACGUCUGUCACGCGUUAGCGACAGUUGAGGACGCCGAACAGUUCCGGCUCCAAUUUUGAGCAGCAUUGGUCAGUCUAUGGAGCGCACAAUCUCACUGUAGUUUCCACAGACAUCUUCGCAGGGCGCGGACGACGUGGCAAUCUAUAAUGAAGGUGUCUUCGUACCUUCGUACAUUCGCUGGAGUGGCCUCGAACGUUGCGAAUACGGGCCAAAUUGUGCCCGCAUGGCCAAAUCCGGUUAGAAGCACGCCUAAUGCUUCCUCAUGAGCCAAGUCAUGGCGAUCAUGCAUUGUCACGAGCACUAUCCCGUUUCAUCACAAGAAGCAUAACUGCGCCCAACGUACACCGCACGGCAACAACCAAGUUCACAAUCGUACCUCGUAAAGGCACAUAUGCUUCUCGGAUACAACGACGGAAUUGACUAGCGAUAUCACAGGCAGACCGGAUGCUCGGAGACGAGUGCUCCCAUUCAGGAAGAAUGCGCCUAGAGGGACAACAUAUAAUAGCAGACAUCAUGGCCUCAGAAUCGUCCAUCAUCACUCAGCAGUUCCAGCAAUCAACAGUUUACUUCCUUCUCCAAAAGCACUUCUCUUCAUUCAACUGAUACAUUCCUUCGAAAUAAA
Cercospora beticola is the source of this 1910-nucleotide messenger RNA. RefSeq names its product nicotinamidase. NCBI's taxonomy places the organism in Eukaryota, Fungi, Ascomycota, Dothideomycetes, Mycosphaerellales, Mycosphaerellaceae. The record is from RefSeq and is a predicted model, not a curated record.